AUGAAAACUGCUUUGGACAAAGGAACUGUCACGAAAAAAGGAAAGCUUCGCAAGCGCAAAAAGCAGACGGUGCCCAGCAAUCUUUCGAGCAACAGCAAAAGGCCAGCGGAGACUACAGAGAAUUUAACUAGUCACCCUGAUGACUUUACUAGUAGAGAAAACCUAGGGGACCUGGAUCUGGACGAUUUCUUUGCCACUGUGGCCGAAUCGAUUGAAAAGGAGGAAGAAGAAAAUUCAGUGUCUUCAGUCGAGGGCGAAGCUGACUUGGAGUCCGAUGACGAGCAAGCAGUUGGAGCAAGCAAGAAACCCAAACAGGAGGACUCCGUAUCUGACAGCGACAGAAGUAACAGCGAUGACGAAGACGUCGAUAACGCCGAAGCCCGAAUGAAGGAAGAGAUGGCAAAAAUGGAAAAAGCGGACCCGGACUUUCACAAAUUUUUGAAAGAAAAUGAGGAAUCACUUCUCGAGUUCGGUGAUGCUCACGGGGAAAAUGGUGAAGACAACGUAGAUACGGAAACGUUGGACGACGAGGUGAUUGAGAAUGAAAAAGAAGGGGAACACCGCAAAGGACAACCGGCUGUGGUUUUGACGCCUGUAGUCCUAAAGGCGCUCUAUCAGGGUACUUUUGUUUCCCACGGUGUCACAAGCUUAAAAAAGCUGGUCAGCGCGUACAGGGCAGCUUGUCAUUUAGCCGAUAGUACGUCCGAGGACGACAAAAAGGCACCACGAGAAGACGGAAAGGACUAUAUCAUUGAAUCGUCGAAAGUAUUUGAUCAACUGAUGCUUCUUUGUUUGAACAGAUGCCACGAAGAGUUUCGCUUUCAUCUUCUCGGUGAAGAAAAAGCAGAGAACGAAGAGGAGAUUACAAUAGAAACAACAAGGCAAGAGUCGGAUGAGAACAAGCCAAUCAAUCCUUCAAAGCUGUCUAAAUCUGGAAAAUGGGACAAUAUUCGCCCGAUUAUUCUCUCUUUCUUCCGAUCAACGCUUCACGUAUUGGAUGAAGCCAAGGAGCCGGAACUCGUCACUGUGAUUGUGAAGGCCUUGUCAAAGUACAUCCCAUUCCUGUCAGCUUUCGAGCGCAUAGCAGAAGGGAUGUUGAAAGCGUUAACCGCUCUGUGGAGCGCUCCUUUGGAUUCUUCGGAAGACUAUCAGGUUGUGCGACUCAACGCAUUUUUUCGUAUACGGCAACUCGCACUAACUCAACCAUUUCCGUUCGUUGAAACUUGUCUGAAAAAGAUUUACUUGGCGUAUGCGCGUCGCGCGAAACUCGGAGUCUCCUCUUCGGCUACGACUGCAAUGCCCACAUUGACUUUCAUGGGCAACUGCCUUGUUGAGCUUUACAGCCUGGACUAUCAUUCGUCGUAUCAGCACGCGUUUGUUUACAUUCGGCAGUUGGCGUUGCUUCUUCGUGCCGCAAUGCAAAAGAAAACAAAAGAAUCGUUUCAACAAGUCUUUUGUUGGCAGUACGUACACUGCUUGAAACUUUGGGUCGCCGUAUUAUCGCAGGCCGCACCCACUGAUGACGGCGCCAUGAUGCGUUCGCUCAUCUUUCCGUUGACCGAAAUUAUCCAGGGCACUUGUCGUCUCGUUCCUGCACCAGUUCGCCACGUACCAAUGCGAUUCCACUGCAUUCGACUGUUACAGCAGCUUGCGGCGGCUUCCGAAUCCUUCAUUCCAACAACGUCGUUUUUGCUCGAAUGCUUGGACUGGAAAGAAUGGUAUUUAUCGCCGAAGAAAGUAAAAGGUGGAGGAGGUGCGACGCGGGGUCUGCAAAUGCAGUAUCUGCUGAAACUUGGCAAAGACGAUGCUUUACGGACGCAGGAACAGUUGGAGCCAGCUAUUAGUGAAUGGUUUGUUUUGAUGCAACGCGAAAUUGAGCUAUACCGCUACUCAGCGGGUUUCCCCGAGUUUAGUAUUCGCAUCGUACAGCGCCUCAAGCUAUUUUGUAAAGAAACACGCAACGCUCGUUGGCGUACGUAUGCUCGGGGCUGUAUCGACACAUGUGAUCGCUAUCGAGUGGAAGCUGUGGCUGGAAGAGCCAAGCUGCAAGAAGCUCCAAAAGAUGUGAACCGCCUCGAGUGCUUGCGCCCUCAUGGAGUCCCAGCUAUGGGAAACCGUCUCCAGGCGGAUAUAGACAAGGAGGCCAAGGCCCUACAAGCAAGCCAAUCUGCUGUACCUUCCGUUAAAAAUUGCAAUAAACGCAAGAGCGAUGACGGGCCUGAACAAGACGCGGCGGGAAACGAAGAAGACAAAACAGAGAGCAAGUCAACUAAGCGAAGACGAAAGAAGAAGGAAGCGGCGGCUAAGAAGAACCAAAACCAGGAAUAUGAGAUUGUUGGCGAGGAAGUUCUCGAGCAAAAGGAUCAAGUGAAGGAGGGGAUCGACUGGUCUGACGACGAAGAUUAG
This is a messenger RNA of Phaeodactylum tricornutum CCAP 1055/1, 2406 nucleotides long. RefSeq lists its product with no specific name. The record is from RefSeq and is a predicted model, not a curated record. Gene Ontology annotation, cellular component: Noc2p-Noc3p complex; nucleoplasm; Noc1p-Noc2p complex. Gene Ontology annotation, biological process: ribosomal large subunit biogenesis. Bases 1 to 2406 code for a protein of 801 amino acids. The transcript has a single exon. NCBI's taxonomy places the organism in Eukaryota, Bacillariophyta, Bacillariophyceae, Surirellales, Neidiaceae.